UUUAACAAUUUUAACAAUUUUACAAAACUCGUUGUCGACAAAAAACGACAUUUCUAGAUGGAAUCCUUUCACAACCCUCAUUGUCCGGUUUGUCACGGUGCGUGUACAUCGCGAUUUUUACCAACGAAAAUAAUAUUGUACCCAAUCAUCCACGUGACAAGCAAAGUCGUACAACAAGUGCACAACGAUUUUUGGUAAUCAACAGUGGCGUAAGCAGCUUCAGUCUUUCAUAUCCUCAUGAUAGCGUCUUGGUGUUUUAAUCAAUGGUUUUAAUGCGCCGGUUCACUUGGCCCAUAGUGCAUCGCGAUGCGACGGCGGAUAAUCUGCCUUCAAUUAAAGAUCACACAAAGAUGGCGAACGUCCGUGACCUGCAGGCGGCGCUAAGUGAAAGGGAUAAGGAAUUGCAAAUAAAGGAAAACCGCAUUCAAGUGUUGGAAUCCGAGUUGAAACGUAAGGACGAGCAGAUCCGUAAGAUCGAAUCGGAAUUGGAUAAAUACCGUUCCGUUCUUAAACCAACGACCACGAAUGUUCCUAAAUCCCGGUUGCCAAGGCUUGGAAUAUCAGCGGAGCCGACGUUCGCCAAACACAUCGAAGAAAGGAUAUCAAAGCGAACAGCAUCAUUAGACCAUCAUGACAAGUCUCUCAGGUCGAAAGAAUUGAUUAAAGAAGCGAUUCUCGACAAUGACUUUCUCAAAAAUCUCGAGGCAUCGCAAAUUCGUGAAGUUGUUGAGUGCAUGUACGAGAAAACGUUCAAGAAAGAUGAAGUUAUAAUACAGGAGGGUGACACUGGAUCACAUCUUUACGUAUUAGAAGAUGGGAAAUGUGUUGUGUCGAAAGAAGGACAGUUGCUUGGAAACAUGGGGCCGGGAAAGGCCUUUGGAGAGUUGGCGAUUUUAUAUAACUGUACAAGAACUGCCACGGUUAAAGCCACUAUUAAUGCGUCACUAUGGGUGAUAAAUCGUCAGACAUUUCAAACAAUCAUGAUGAAGACUGGACUCAUGCGUCAAGCGGAACAUAUGGAAUUCUUAAAGAGUGUUCCACUGUUGAAAGAGCUCGGGGAAGAUGCAUUGCACAAAAUCGCCGACGUAAUAGACGAACAGCAUUAUGAUGAAGGUGAAUACGUUAUUCGACAAGGUGCCCGCGGCGAAACAUUCUUUAUCAUCAAAAAGGGAACGAUCAUAGUCACGAUGCGUCAGAAUGUCCAUGAUGAGCCGACAAUGAUAAGAGAGAUGACGUCGGGUGAAUACUUCGGAGAGAAAGCUCUCAAAGGUGAUGAUUUUCGUACCGCCAAUUGUAUCGCUGGAAAAGGGGGAACGCAUUGUUUGGUUUUGGAUAGAGAGGCGUACAGUCAGUUUAUCAAUGGUCUACAAUUCAAGGAAUACGACGACAAAACUGAAACACCAGCCUCAGUUAAAUUAGAAAAACUCCGAGAACAAGAGAGCGAGUACGCCCACAUUCAUCUGGAAGAUUUAACAGUGAUAAAAACACUCGGCGUUGGAGGAUUUGGAAGAGUUGAGCUGGUGAAAUCAACCAAAGACAAAAGGACGUUCGCGUUAAAACAACUGAAAAAGCAUCACAUAGUGGAAACACGACAACAAGACCACAUCAUGUCGGAGAAAAGGAUCAUGUUUGAAGCACAAUCUCCGUUUAUAGUAAGGCUGUACAAGACAUUUAAGGAUAACAAGUAUUUGUACAUGCUGUUAGAAACCUGUUUAGGCGGUGAAUUAUGGACUGUGCUUCGGGAUAAAUCGUCGUUUGAUGACAGCACAUGCAGGUUUUAUGUUGCCUGUGUGUUGGAAGCAUUCAGCUAUCUUCAUUCCAACGGAAUUGUUUACAGGGAUCUGAAGCCGGAAAAUCUUCUUCUCGAUAACAAAGGUUAUUGUAAAUUGGUUGACUUUGGUUUCGCAAAGAAGAUUGGCUUCGGUCGUAAAACAUGGACGUUUUGUGGCACACCGGAAUAUGUUGCACCCGAGAUCAUCUUGAAUAAGGGCCACGAUUUGUCAGCCGACUACUGGUCACUUGGUAUACUCAUGUACGAGCUCUUGACCGGAAGUCCACCGUUUUGUGGAGCGGAUCCCAUGAAGACUUACAACAUCAUCUUACGUGGAAUGGAUAUGAUCGAGUUUCCACGAAAGAUUACGAGAAACGCUCACGUGCUUAUCAAGAAGCUCUGCAGGGACAACCCUGCCGAGAGGUUAGGCUACCAGAAAGGAGGUCUGAAAGAUAUAAUGAAGCACAGAUGGUUUGAUGGUUUUAACUGGGAAGGAUUAAGACAGGGAAAGCUCACACCACCGAUAAUACCAAAGGUAAAAUCUGCAACAGAUGCGUCAAAUUUCGACGACUAUCCCCCCGAUGACGACGUUCCUAUCGAUGAUAUGACAGGAUGGGAUCGCGACUUUUAAAAAAGACAAUGAAGCUUGCAUCAAUAGGAAGAGACAACCAAGAAUGGAUAUUUUAUAUUGCUGUAAAAGCAACGAGGACAUUGCACACAGAGACCAACGAAAUUGAACAAGUAAUCGGCAUUUGAUGUCAUCUAUGUCAACUAGAUCAGAGAUAGUCUUCUACAAAUUCUUUGCUUUAUUUAUUGUCACAAGGCAAACACAAGAUUAGAUAGUUAAGGAUGCACGCUGCCCGAAUUUAGAUUAUGAAAAGAUUAAAGAAGAUAUGUGAACUAAUUAAUUAUAAGAGAUAGGAAAUCAAUGGAUUACAAUAAGUUCAAUGCAGUGUAAAUAUGACAAAAGACUAUUUUUAUUACUAAGUAUUGAAGUUGUAUUAUAAGGAUUUUAACUUAUGUACAAAUAAGAGAAUAAUUAACUAUAACGAAA
Molecule: messenger RNA, 2825 nt
Organism: Xenia sp. Carnegie-2017
Lineage: Eukaryota; Metazoa; Cnidaria; Anthozoa; Malacalcyonacea; Xeniidae
Product: cGMP-dependent protein kinase 1-like
Exons: 20
Coding region: 264-2402 (712 amino acids)
Biological process (GO): protein phosphorylation
Molecular function (GO): ATP binding; cGMP-dependent protein kinase activity
Source: RefSeq, a predicted model, not a curated record